Lycium barbarum (goji berry) is the source of this 1376-nucleotide messenger RNA. RefSeq lists its product as uncharacterized. The record is from RefSeq and is a predicted model, not a curated record. Bases 307 to 921 code for a protein of 204 amino acids. Lineage: Eukaryota; Viridiplantae; Streptophyta; Magnoliopsida; Solanales; Solanaceae. The transcript is spliced from 2 exons.
ACUAAUGAAAUGCCAAUUACUGAAAAUAAAUGGAUAAAUUGACUCUCACAAUUGCUAGAACUUAAGGAUUUGCCCAAAGGUGAAUCAAUUAUUCUAUGAGUAGUGAACAUAAUGAGGUAAAUUAAUAUUAUUUAAUCAAAUAUGUAUUGUAUAUCCAAAGAUGUUGUAUAUGUUUGAUUGAAAAUAUUUAAUUGCCUGUUAAAUGAAAAAUGGCAUUUAAAUUAUGAUAGUAUGUCGUAGUAUCACCCAAAGGAGAAUUACGAUAUACUUUUAUUGUUUUGCUGAAUCCACAUUAUUUUCUAGUUUAUGAGCAUGUAUAUAUAUUUUGCAGCUAUUCCUCUUCAUUCGCUUGCUUCAUUUGUUACUGUGUUCAACGGAUUGAACUUCUCUGAGUGGCAUGAACAAGUCCAGUUCCACUUAGGUGUGAUGGAUCUUUACUUGGCUCUGCUGAAAGAAAAACCUGCUGCUAUUACUGAUACGAGCAGUGAGGAUGAGAAGUCUUUCCAUAAAGCAUGGGAACGCUCUAACAGAUUGAGCCUUAUGUUUAUGCGAAUGACUAUUGCCAACAACAUUAAGAGUACUAUUCCACAGACAGAAAGUGCCAGGGAAUACCUGAAGUUUGUGGAAGAACGUUUUCGUUCUGCUGAUAAGUCUCUCGCUGGUACACUAAUGGCUGAACUCAUGACCAUGAAGUUUGAUGGGUCGCGUAGUAUGCAAAAUCACAUCAUCGAGAUGACUAAUAUUGCAGCAAGACUCCGGACUUUUGGGAUGAAAGUGGAUGACUCCUUCUUGGUUCAGUUUAUUCUAAACUCAUUGCCUCCUGGGUAUGGACCAUUCCAAAUUAACUGUAACACUAUUAAGGAUAAGUGGAAUGUUAGUGAAUUGUCCAGUAUGCUUACUCAGGAGGAAUCAAGACUUUAAGAAACAAGGAGGUCAUUCUAUUAACCUCAUGGAUCAAGGAGCUGGUAAAUGACUUAAAGUGAAGGCCAACAAGUUCAAGAAGAAGAAAGCACCUGCUAAAGUUCAACAGGAUGCUCAUAAGGAACUCAAGGCAGAUGUGUGUCGUUUCUGUAGAAAGGAAGGACACUAUCAGAAAGAUUGCCCGAAACGUAAAGCUUGGUUCGAAAAGAAAGGGAUUUCUUACGAUCCAAACUACAAAUCCAAAUAAGGAUUUCUUGUUCAUGGGAAAUCGUAUGAAAGCUCCAAUUGAAGGCAUAGGGACUUAUCGUUUGAUCUUGGAGACUGGACAUCACCUUGAUCUAUUACAGACUCUUUAUGUUCCUUCAGUUUCUAGGAAUUUGAUUUCUCUUUCAAGACUUGAUGUUUCUGGAUUUGAUUUUAGGUUUGGACAUGGAUGUUUCAAUUUAUAUAAGAAU